AUGUCGUCCGCGGCGGUGGCGGCUGCUUCCCGCAGGCAGUCGUGCUACCUGUGCGACCUGCCCCGCAUGCCCUGGGCCAUGAUCUGGGACUUCACCGAGCCCGUCUGCCGGGGCUGCGUCAACUACGAGGGGGCCGACCGGGUGGAGUUCGUCAUCGACACGGCGCGGCAGCUCAAGCGGGCUCACAGCUUCCAGGAGGGCCGGGCCCCGCCGCCGCCCCACGCCAAGCAGCCGCCGCUCAGCGCUAAGGAGAUCCUGGUGCAGCAGCAACAGCAGCAGCUGAACCACACGGCCGUGGCGGGCGACGCGGUGCCACGGCCCCCGCCGCAGCCCCUGGAGCGCUACCCGCUGGCGGCCGCCGCUUCCUCCGAGCGGCAGCCGCCCCGCCUGGGAGCCGAGUACGGGGGCAGCCGGCAGGUGAACGGGAUCCUGGUGCCCAACGGGUUCCCCAAGCCCGAGGAGCCGCCCGAGCUGAACCGGCAAAGCCCGAACCCCCGGCGGACACACACGGUGCCGCCCACCCUGGUGCCGCUGAUGAACGGAGCCUCCCUGCCCGCGCCCAUCAGCAUCAACAGCCGGGCCGCCGCCGCCUCGCUGGCCGCCAUCUCCGGGGCGGCCGCCUCCAUGCAGGUCUCCGUCUCCCAGCAGCAGCAGCCGCCACCCGGGGAGCUGGGGCACAAGCGGCCCGGCUCGGUGUCCUCCAGCAGCAGCAGCAGCGCCGGCGCGGGCGAGCACGAGAGCAAGGAGAAGCAGCCGCGGGGCUCGGCGGAGGAGCUGGGGGUCGAGGGCAAGGGCCGCGGGGGAGCGGAGCAGGAGUGGCUGGGCAAGCCCAAGACGGUGCGGGACACGCUGCUGGCGCUGCACCAGCACGGGGGCCACGCGGUGCCCUUCGAGAGCAAGUUCAAGAAGGAGCCCGGCAUGGCGGGGAGCAGGCUGCUGGGGUACGAGAGCAACGGGGCCGUGGCCAAAGCAGGGGCUCGGGCAGCGAGGAAGAGGAAGCCUUCCCCAGAACCAGAAGGUGAAGCUGGACCCCCUAAGAUCAAUGGAGAGUCACAACCCUGGUUGCCAACCUCAUCAGAGGGGAUGAAAAUGUCCAUGACUGCUACAUCGUUCAUGUCCCCACCACCACCAACUGCCUCGCCUCAUUCCAACCGGACCACACCGCCUGAAGCAGCCCAGAAUGGCCAGUCUCCUAUGGCUGCGCUCAUUUUAGUAGCAGACAAUGCAGGGGGCAACCACUCCUCCAAAGAUGCCAACCAAGUUCACUCCACCACCAGGAGGAAUAGCAACAGCCCGCCCUCUCCGUCCUCUAUGAACCAAAGAAGGCUGGGUCCAAGCAGGGAGGUUCCAAGUCAGGGGACAAACACUGCUGGGGGAUUGGAGCCGGUGCAUCCUGCCAGCCUCCCGGACUCGUCUCUAGCAGCCAGUGUUCCCUUGUGCUGCACCCUGUGCCACGAGCGCCUGGAAGACACCCAUUUUGUUCAGUGCCCCUCAGUCCCUUCCCACAAGUUCUGCUUCCCUUGCUCCAGACAAAGCAUCAAACAGCAAGGAGCUAGUGGCGAGGUGUAUUGUCCCAGUGGGGAGAAAUGCCCUCUGGUGGGCUCCAAUGUCCCUUGGGCUUUCAUGCAGGGGGAGAUUGCAACCAUUCUUGCAGGAGAUGUGAAAGUGAAAAAAGAGAGAGACUCGUGACUUUUUCCAGUUCACAACCCAACAUCACCUGUAACUGAAACUGCUUGACUUGUGUAUAUAUCUAUAAAUAUAUAUAUAUAUAUAUCUUCAAGACAAGGGAAAUGUAGACUUCAUAAAACAUGGCUGUAUAAUUUUGAUUUUUUUGAAUACAUUGUGUUUCUAUAUUUUUUUUGAAGACAAAAGGUAUGUACUUAAAGGCAUUUCCUCUUUUUGUUAUAGCAACUAUUUGUUGUGCUUCCUUGGUGACAGUUACUGUUCAAUGUAGGCUGUGACUUGCGCUGCUUUUUUUAGAGAGCACUUGGCAAACCAGAAAUGCUUCUAGCUGUAUUUGUAUGCACUUGUUUCUUUUUAAAAUGCCAAAUACAUUUUCUGA
This is a messenger RNA of Emys orbicularis (European pond turtle), 2062 nucleotides long. It is a transcript of the gene IRF2BP2, whose product is annotated as interferon regulatory factor 2 binding protein 2. Lineage: Eukaryota; Metazoa; Chordata; Testudines; Emydidae. Gene Ontology annotation, cellular component: nucleus. Gene Ontology annotation, molecular function: transcription corepressor activity. The record is from RefSeq and is a predicted model, not a curated record. The transcript is spliced from 2 exons. The coding region runs from base 1 to 1689 and encodes 562 amino acids. Gene Ontology annotation, biological process: regulation of transcription by RNA polymerase II.